Molecule: messenger RNA, 939 nt
Organism: Zingiber officinale
Lineage: Eukaryota; Viridiplantae; Streptophyta; Magnoliopsida; Zingiberales; Zingiberaceae
Exons: 4
Coding region: 1-738 (245 amino acids)
Biological process (GO): protein insertion into mitochondrial inner membrane
Cellular component (GO): TIM22 mitochondrial import inner membrane insertion complex
Molecular function (GO): transmembrane protein transporter activity
Source: RefSeq, a predicted model, not a curated record
AUGUCACGCACCGUGAUGGGCCUUCAAAACCCGGAAUCAGAAAAGAGUUACCUGGCCGUAUCGGGCUGUUAUAGGCGUCCGAACUGGAAACCGUUCGCCACAGUGAUCGUGCCCGCAUCAGGUCUUUGUGCUGACCUUCUGAGUUCUCCGUUCUCCGGCGCGAUGUCCGAGAUAUCGUCGGAGGGGGCGUCCACGGGCGCCUCCGACAGUAGAUCCUCGGAAGGCUGGAAGCAGCGCAUCAUCGUUUCCACCCUACUCGCUGGGGUCGUCGGUGGAGGAGCUGGUUUGAUCUCGAAGCACGGGAAAACUCUUGGCGUCGGUGUCACCGCAGCCUCCGUAGCGGCCAAUUUUGCCAUCGCCACGGGAUGCUACUGCAGUGCACGUGAAAUUGCACGUGAUGCUCGGGCUUCAAACCCUGAUGAUCUUAUGAAUUCAAUAGUGGGAGGAUUAGCAAGUGGAGCAAUUCUUGGAAGAUUGCAAGGUGGCCAACUCGGAGCAGCUAAAUAUGCUAUCCUUUUCGCAGCUGCUGGAACAGCUGUAGACUUUACUACGAUACAGCUGAGGCCUUACUUUCAGAGUUUCAUCUCCAGUGUCAGAGACAGGAAGUCUAACUGGAGUCUGCCAGAGUGGUCUCCAAUCCAAAUACUAGAUGAAGAAGCUCUUGCCGCUAAGCGUGCACGAGAAGAGCAGCAAUUUGCUCAGAGAAGACUUGGCGAAUUUAGAAAAGAAGAAUCUUAAGUUAGAGACUUGCUGUAGCGUUGCUCAUUCUGUAAUUUUCUCAAUAUCUCUUUUCUAGCAGUGAUCUGCAAAUAUCGGUCAUGGUUCCAAGAUAACUGCACUUGUUGAAUCAAAAAUUAAACAUACCUCCAGAUCAGGUAAUCUUUUGUGAUGUGUGAGGGACUGAGAAUAAGAAAAUAUUUAAAUUACUUUGUUCUUUUA